This is a messenger RNA of Schistosoma turkestanicum, 546 nucleotides long. The record is from the annotation of a GenBank genome assembly. NCBI's taxonomy places the organism in Eukaryota, Metazoa, Platyhelminthes, Trematoda, Strigeidida, Schistosomatidae.
AUGGAUAAUUUUGUUGAAAUAUUUUUAAAAAUUGAUACAAAUUAUGAUGGAGUCAUUACUCAAGAUGAGUUGGAAAAAUUUACAAAAGAAAAUCACCUUGAUCCAUUAAUGAUUGCAAGAUGGUUAGAUUUAUUCUCGGAAGAAGGAACUAAACAUAUUACACUUAAAAAAUUUCUAAAUGUUCUUGGUAUUGCAAAAGAAGUAUUUGAAAUUAAACGAAGAAAUACAAUUCAUCAACAAUCAGCACUUUUCAAACUUGGUCCAGAUGUUGAAUACAUUGCUGGUGAUAUGCCAUUACCGCAACAAAUUAAUGUAAGCAAUGAAGCGAGAACAUUAUUAGAAGAAUAUGGAACGGAUAAUCCCAAGUCUAUUGCUGAAAAUCUAAAAAAAACUUUAGAUAAACUUUAUGGUAAAGCAUGGCAUGUCACCCUAUUGAAUGGUUCAUUUUGGAGUUCAUUUUCACAUGAAUCUGAUUGUUCAUUUCAUUUUAAAUUGAAAAAUUUUUGUUUUAAUGUUUGGAAAACACCAGAUCAUUCAGAAAAAUAA